AUUAUAAUAUUUGUGAAAGUUGUUUUCAUUUUUGCAGGUUGAAGUGGACAAGAUUUGUGAUAACGAUGCAAGUUUAAACUUCCACAAAAAGAUGGACUUGAGAUCUUUAUUUGAAAGUCACCUGGAGAAGCAGGAGAAGAAAAAGAUGAAACACAAGGAUGGAUCUCUCAAAAAUGAUAUAGCAACUAAGGAUGAAAAUACAGAUAAGUUGUUUGAGAAAUAUUAUUGUGAGUGGAAGGGAAUUAAUAAAGAGUCAACAGCUAGUAGAAGUAAAAAUACUACUUACUCAAUCAUUCCCAAAUUUUAUCAUAAACUUCCUCCCGAAGAUGAUCAGCUGCUUCAGAAGUUACGUGAGGAGUCGCGUGCUGUGUUUCUGCAGAGGAGAAGUAGAGAACUGUUAGAUAAUGAUGAACUGAAGAACCUGUGGAUGCUCCUUGACAAGCAUCAGUCUCCCACAGAUCUUGGAGGUGAAGAACAAAUGAUCAAUUAUGAUGACUUUUUGAAGGUAGCACAACAAGCUGGACCAAAAUGUAAACAAUACUUCCAGCCAUCCACAUUCUGCAAGUUGUUGCAGAAUGAUCCUUUUGGUCGCAUCUCCAUCAUGAACUUCUUCAACUAUGUGAUGAGGAAGGUGUGGCUCCACCAGACCAGGAUCGGACUCUCGCUUUAUGAUGUCACAGGUCAAGGUUAUUUAAGGGAGUCGGACUUGGAGAACUACAUCCUGGAGUUAAUACCAACGUUGCCUCAAUUAGACGGCCUCGACAAGUCCUUCCACUCAUUCUAUGUGUGCACGGCUGUCAGAAAGUUCUUCUUCUUCCUUGACCCGAUGCGCAGUGGUCAGAUCAAGAUACAAGAUAUUUUGGCAUGCAGCUUCCUCGAUGACCUGUUAGAGCUUCGUGACGAGGAGUUACCCAAAGAUCAACAACAGAACAACUGGUUUUCUGCCCCAUCUGCACUUAGAGUGUAUGGCGUGUACUUAAACCUGGAUAAAGACCACAAUGGAAUGCUGUCCAAAGAAGAACUUUCACGCUACGGUAUGGGCACCUUGACUCCUGUCUUCAUAGAUCGAGUCUUCCAAGAGUGUCUGACGUACGAUGGUGAGAUGGACUAUAAAACUUACCUCGACUUUGUCCUGGCUCUGGAGAACCAAAAAGAACCACAAGCUUUACACUAUUUCUUCAAAAUCCUUGAUAUUGAUAACAAAGGACACUUAAAUGUGUUCACACUCAACUACUUCUUCAGGUCCAUCCAGGAGCAGAUGCGUCAACACAACCAAGAACCUGUCAACUUCGAGGAUGUAAAGGAUGAAAUAUUCGACAUGGUGAAACCUGCUGAUCCUUGCAUGAUAACUCUACAUGAUCUCAUAAAUUGUGGUCAGGCUGAUGUGGUUAGUAGUAUCCUCAUUGACCUUAAUGGAUUUUGGACAUAUGAGAAUAGAGAAGUUCUUGUGGCAGACAGUAAUGAAGAACCUGCUCAAGUAUGACUCCAUUGCCAACAUAUAAAUUUGUACAGAUAUUGUAUCUUUUCAUUUUUUAUUAUAUUGUAAGUUGAAAUUUGAAAAAAAAAGUACAGUUUGAUAUUUUGUGGAUAAUUUUUCUUAAACUCAAAAAUUUAUUCAAUUAUAAUCUUCAGCUUAUAAAUAAAGAUGAAAGUUA
This is a messenger RNA of Homarus americanus (American lobster), 1655 nucleotides long. RefSeq names its product serine/threonine-protein phosphatase 2A regulatory subunit B'' subunit gamma-like. The transcript has a single exon. Lineage: Eukaryota; Metazoa; Arthropoda; Malacostraca; Decapoda; Nephropidae. The coding region runs from base 92 to 1483 and encodes 463 amino acids. Gene Ontology annotation, biological process: positive regulation of B cell differentiation; microtubule cytoskeleton organization; regulation of dephosphorylation. The record is from RefSeq and is a predicted model, not a curated record. Gene Ontology annotation, cellular component: centrosome; spindle.